CUUCUGGUCGCAAGGCGGGAGGGGGCAGCGCCGAACUGCGGACCCGGGAGUACCCUUGUGCGCGAAAGUGGGCGCUGCACUUCCCGGCCUCCCCAGUUGGCUCGCGCUGCUUUCCCGAGGGGCGAGCGGGGCGAGGGAAGUCUUGUUCCUGGCCUGAAGAUGGCUUUUUCCAGGAUGAAGGUCCCACCUGUUCUGCUCUCCUUUCUCUUGCUAUUCCUUUGGAUGCCAAGCUCAGUUGGUUCCCAGCAAGAAACCUGCCAGACUUGUCGAGAUCUUGCCAGCAACUUCAAUAAGGGUCUGGAGCGGACACAGCGAGAGAACUUCGGGGGCGGGAACACAGCCUGGGAAGAAGAGAAGCUUGCAAAAUAUGCCAACAGUGAGACACGUUUGCUGGAAGUAUUGGAAGGUGUCUGUUCCACGUCAGAUUUUGCCUGCCACCAGCUGCUGGAGCAAAGUGAAGAACACGUAGAACAUUGGUGGUUCCAUGAGCAGCAGCAGCACCCAGACUUUUUCCAGUGGCUGUGCAUGGAUACAUUGCAAUUGUGCUGCCCAUCUGGCACCUAUGGCCCUGAUUGCCACACCUGCCCUGGGGGUACCCAGAAGCCUUGCAGUGGAUAUGGGCAGUGUGAUGGCGAAGGCACACGUGGGGGCACUGGUCUUUGCAUGUGCCAGACUGGCUAUGGUGGUCCCUUUUGUUCUGAGUGUGGAGAUGGCUACUAUGAAGCUGCUCGCAAUGACAGCCACCUGGUAUGUGCGGAGUGCUACCGGGCCUGUGGACGCUGUUCUGGCCCUGAAGAUUCCAGCUGUCUGCGCUGCAAGAGAGGCUGGAUGCUGCAUGACCGAAGAUGCAUUGACAUAGAUGAAUGUGGCACUGAGAUGGCACACUGUCGCAGCAACCAGUUUUGUGUCAAUACAGAAGGCUCCUAUGAAUGCCGAGACUGUGCCAAGGCUUGUAUUGGCUGCAUGGGUGCUGGGCCUUCUCGCUGCAAGAAAUGCAACAAGGGCUAUCGGCGAGAUGGCGUUAAGUGCCUUGAUGUGGAUGAAUGCACUGGUGACAUGGAGGAACCUGUGUGUACGGGGGCCAACGAGGUCUGUGAGAACACAGAUGGCAGCUAUCGCUGUAUUUGUGCUGAGGGACACCUACGCAAAGAAGGGAUCUGUGUGGAAGACACCCCCCCAGAUGCUCCUGAGAAAGGAUUCUUUGACGACAUUACAGACGAUGAAGUGGUUGUGCUGCAGCAGAUGUUCUUCGGGGCUAUAAUCUGCGCACUGGCCACCUUGGCUGCCAAAGGAGACAUGGUCUUCACUGCCAUUUUCAUAGGUGCCGUGGCUGCGAUGGCUGGCUACUGGAUGUCGGAGCGCAGUGACCGUGUUCUUGAUGGCUUCAUCAAAGGAAGAUAGGACUUAGGCAGGGAACAACUCCCUUCUGCUUCCUGCCUCGGAGAGCCAGCUGGGGGGCAGGAAUACCUUGACCCCCAUCCCCACCCCCUUACCUUAGCAGGUUUGAAAUCUAGAAGGAAAGAGGUGGACAAGCCAGCCUGCGUCUCCAUCUGGGCUAAAGGAAGCCUUGACUUUCUGAACAUAUGCUGGAGGGACAAAUGGGAGCCAAGACAUCAUGGGUCCUCUGCGGGCCUGUCAUUGACUGAGAGGUCCUGAUGGGAAUUAGAAGGGACUGAGUACUCCUUAGGAAAUGGAAGGCUCCAGAAGAAGAAGCCCCCAUUAUUGUCCAUCUGGCCUGCUCUCCAUGCAUGUUGGAUGAUCUGGAAGGGUUCAUCCCAAUAAGCUGUGAUCUCUCCCACUUGGGGCUGCCAAGGCUUACUGGGGAGGAGCUCAGCUCUUUGGGUCUGUGCUGGUAUGGAGUGGUUCCCUGCUGGCUCUUUGAGAGCCCAUCCUUUGGCCAAGAGCUGACCUACACAUUGCACUGAAGGAAGUGAGAAAUGGUGGUGAUAGUUUUUGGAGUGUUCGCCUCAGGUAGGAGUCAGUGUUUUGGCUGAUCCCUGACCUCAAACUCACCCUGUAUUGAAUAAACCAGUAUCAUCAGAGAGAGCAUAAUAUAAAUUUAAUUAAUUAAUUAAUAAUAAUAAUAAUAAUAUAUACACUAAUUCUUGUGGUCAGAAGUGGUACACUUCAGAAUUUUCUCAUUUUUGUGUGUGUAAUGUGUAGACUUGCUCUGAGGCUGCUAGUGGCAGCUUGGAAGGCGAAGGAAAUUGAAGAGGCCUGCAUGUCCACUUUUUCGCUUUGCAAUUCUGUCUCUCAGGAAAAUAAAUGUCUGUGUCUAUAUCCA
Molecule: messenger RNA, 2284 nt
Organism: Candoia aspera
Lineage: Eukaryota; Metazoa; Chordata; Lepidosauria; Squamata; Candoiidae
Gene: CRELD1
Product: cysteine rich with EGF like domains 1
Exons: 11
Coding region: 160-1401 (413 amino acids)
Molecular function (GO): calcium ion binding
Source: RefSeq, a predicted model, not a curated record